Molecule: messenger RNA, 1606 nt
Organism: Wasmannia auropunctata (little fire ant)
Lineage: Eukaryota; Metazoa; Arthropoda; Insecta; Hymenoptera; Formicidae
Product: leucine-rich repeat-containing protein 57-like
Exons: 3
Coding region: 345-1505 (386 amino acids)
Cellular component (GO): extracellular matrix
Molecular function (GO): protein binding
Source: RefSeq, a predicted model, not a curated record
UAGACUUUUAUUCAUUCUUAGACGCAAUUUACCGGAAACUAACGCAUCGACGGGACCAUCAGAAAGUACAGUGUUAAAAAAAGUGCAGCACAAUAGUGACAACGCGUUAAUCAUCAAGUGCUUGUUGAGUUGAUCGUAUCGUAUGCAUAAAUUUAAUAGUCGUUCUGAUCGCUUCACUUUGUUCACAUACGCGCUGAGUUCUGAAAAAAGGUGUACAUACAUAGUUUUCUUCCAAAUGUUAAUAUUUACAUAAAUAUUUCUUAACUAUAAAACAAUAGACAAAGUGUCAAUGACGUGUCUGUGCGUAUCCUUAAAUUCCCAACUUCUAAUUCUCGUUGCAAAUCAUGUCUUUUAUUGUAGCUACGUCAAGUUUAAUUUACUUUUUAAUAAAGAUGAUUUUCUCGAUUAUUCUAUUAAUUCUGUUUUCCCCGACGUUUUGCUCGAUUAUUAGUUUAAUUCUCAAUUACUUGAUUAUGAUAACUAUACUGUUUGUAAUUCAGAAACAAGAUAGAAAAUGUCGGAAUCUAAAGAAACAGCAGACGGCAUCCGAUAAUAGCAUAAGGGAACAGCAGAUUGAUUUCAGUUGUGGAGAUACCAUUCUUCAAUACAAAGAUGGCAAAUAUUAUUAUUGUUUAGUUAUUGUUGUGGACUUGGCAAGGAAAAAAUGCCUUAUCAAAUUUCCUGACAAUUCAUUUUCCUGGUUGUUGUUUAGAGAGCUGAAAAUAUUGGAUGAACUACGGAAUGAGCAAUCGCUGCAUAUUGUUUCCGAGAAAUCUCAGCCUACAGUUGACAAUGACGCCACCACCAGUCUUGGCGAUCACCAAAUAUGUCAUCAGCCUAGAACAUUAGCAUCACAGUUGAAGUCGCUGAAUUUGAGUCACAACCUGUUAACUUACGUGCCCGCUAAUUUUGAAGUGUUCGAAAACCUUGAAUAUCUAAACUGCGCUGCAAAUCAAAUCAUAUUUCUCCCAUCGUCGCUAUCAAAUCUGAGCCGCUUGAAGCAGGUCAAUUUAUCCAACAAUCAGAUCAUGGACUUUCCACUGAUGUUCUGCGGCCUCAAGCACUUGAACGUUUUAGAUCUGUCCGGGAAUCGGCUUACGAUCGUGCCGAACGCCGCUGUCGGCCUCUAUGUGAUCGAACUCAAUCUCAAUCAGAACAAAAUCGCUACCAUCUCCGAAAAUCUAGCUGUUUGUCCGCGAUUGAAAACGCUGCGGUUGAAAAACAAUUGCUUACAGCUAAGUUCGGUGCCCCUCAGACUUCUCAAGAAUUCUAAGAUCUCAAUGUUGGAGCUAGAAGGGAAUUUUUUUGAGAUGAAACAAUUCACGAAUCUGGACGGUUACAACACGUACAUGAAACGCCAUACAUCACAUACAAAGCAGACAGGAAGCAUUAAGAAGAAAUGUUAUUCAAAAAAAAAAUUUGUUACUAUACUAUUUAUAAUUAUUUUGAUUUCCAUUGUAAUGUUAUUAAGAAUCUUCUAUUUUGAGUUGAAAUUGUUGCCAUAAAUCGCUGAUUAUCAAUACCAAAGCGUCCCAUAUUGAACAGUUAUUUAUUUGUAAUAAUUUGACAUUAAUAACAUUUAGUGUGUCUUUCAUAAAAAUUUUAU